Scutellospora calospora is the source of this 703-nucleotide messenger RNA. The record is from the annotation of a GenBank genome assembly. NCBI's taxonomy places the organism in Eukaryota, Fungi, Glomeromycota, Glomeromycetes, Diversisporales, Gigasporaceae.
AUGUACUCAGACUUUUAUCCUGUAUCGGUUCGAAAUUGGCAGAAUAAUCAUCCAUUACCAAAACAGAUUCCAAAUAUUUCUGUAUGGCAACUUCCUCAACAAGAUCUUCAUAAAUAUUCUCAAUUACAUGAUCCUCGUCAUCAACCAGAAAGACCACGUGAUAAAGGGACACCAAUUGGUUAUGAUCAAUCAUAUCAUCCUUCAUCAACUUCAAAUGAAUCGAAUCAAUCUAUAUCAACUCAACGUAAUAAACAUAAAAAAGAUUUAGGAAAAUCUUCAUCUGGAUCAUCAACUCAUAUUACUUCACAAAAUGAUCGUGAAAAAACUCCAUUACAACAAUUACCAACACAAACUGAUAUAUCAAUACUUUCUUCUUUACCAUCACGACCUGAAUCAGAAUCUGGUGAAUCACAACAAGCAUUAUCUGAUGCUAUUGAUUCAACUAAUAAAAGAAAAUCUACAAGUAAUAGAAAAAAAUCUCCAAAUUCCGAUAAAUCAAGAUCUCUUAGAUCAGUUACAAGAGCUACAUUAGGUAAUAGAUUUAUAGUUUAUGAACCAAAAGUUGGUCAAGAUGAUGAUAUUAUUGGAAAUAUUAAUGAAUUAAAUAGUGUAGGAGGAAAUGAUAAUAUAAAAACAACAAAUACAUCACAUUCUAAUAUAGUAAAGAGAGGAAGAAAAAAUAAAAGUGAAGUAACAAGUUCAG